GGGUUAAAGCUGGUGCACACUAAGCCAAGCAGCUGAGGUUCCCUGAUGGCCAAGUGGCCCCCAAGGAAAUGUGCAGACAUGCUUCAUAUAGACAGUUACCUCCCUAUCUCAACAAAUGCUGCCUGCUGCCCAUGCAACCUCUCUGAUGACUCUUUGUCCUUUAGGGUGAAGACCUCUGGUGUCAGCAGCUCCCCUUCUAAGGAGGAAUAGGGAAAGGAAGUUCAAAACUCUUCAGACCUGCCCAGUACAUUAUGUCAGCUGUCAAUGACACCAAGUUCAACUCUGCAGUGUUCCUUCUCACUGGGAUACCUGGGCAGGAAGACGUCCAUCUCUGGAUCUCUAUCCCCUUCUGCUUAAUUUAUGCUAUUUUGAUAUUAGGAAAUGCAGUCAUUCUGUUCAUUAUAAAAACAGAUCGAACCCUCCAUGAGCCCAUGUACAUUUUCCUUUCCAUGUUGGCCAUCACAGACCUUGGCAUAUCGAUAGCCACCAUGCCGACGAUAUUGGGCAUAUUCUUGUUCAACUCUAGGGAGAUCAGCCUCAAUGCCUGUUUUGCCCAGUUGUUUUUCAUCCACUUGCUUCAGUGCAUUGAAUCAUCUGUGCUCUUGCUGAUGGCCUUUGACCGCUUUGUCGCUAUCUGUAGCCCUCUGAGAUAUGCUUCCAUCUUAACCCUGCCGAGAAUAGCCAAGAUGGGGUUGGUGUUUGUGCUAAGAGGAGUGGUUGUAGUAUUACCAUUCCCCUUUCUCCUGAAACGGUUCCAAUACUGUCAAGCCAAUGUCCUCUCCCAUGCCUACUGCCUGCACCAGGAGGUCAUGAAGAUGGCUUGUUCAGACAUCACAGUCAAUAGCAUCUAUGGCUUGUCUGGUUCACUUUUAACGAUGGGGUUGGAUUCGCUGCUCAUCUUCUUAUCUUACGUGAUGAUCUUCAAAACAGUGUUGAGCAUUGCAUCGAAGGCGGAGUGUCUCAGAGCCCUGAAAACCUGUAUUUCCCAUAUCUGUGUCGUCCUGCUCUUCUACAUACCAGAGAUAAGCUUGUCUGUGAUACACAGAUUUGGGAAGGGCUCUUCUCACUUGCUUCAGAUAGUCCUGGGCUAUGUCUACCUGCUGGUCCCACCCCUGAUGAACCCAAUCGUGUACAGCGUGAAAAGCAAACACCUUCGUGCGAGGUUAAUCAGGUUGUUCAUCAAGUGAAGGGUCAGUCCAUUGACCAGCUCCAAUGCCUUUGACACGAGAGAUGAAAAAAUACUCCACCUCUUCCAUCCUGGACCCUUACAUCUAAGACCAGAUGAGCUAUUCUUCUCCAUUCAAUAGCAAAAGCUUCUGAUGGGAUCUAAGGCUUGGAGCAAUGGAAUAGGGGCUGUCCUCCCCAGCUGGAGAGUGAGGACAGGACACUUGGAGAAAGAGACUAUG
This is a messenger RNA of Mauremys reevesii (Reeves's turtle), 1406 nucleotides long. Its product is annotated as olfactory receptor 51G2-like. Gene Ontology annotation, molecular function: olfactory receptor activity; G protein-coupled receptor activity. Gene Ontology annotation, cellular component: membrane. Gene Ontology annotation, biological process: G protein-coupled receptor signaling pathway. The transcript has 2 exons. The coding region runs from base 252 to 1187 and encodes 311 amino acids. NCBI's taxonomy places the organism in Eukaryota, Metazoa, Chordata, Testudines, Geoemydidae. The record is from RefSeq and is a predicted model, not a curated record.